Molecule: messenger RNA, 1695 nt
Organism: Uncinocarpus reesii 1704
Lineage: Eukaryota; Fungi; Ascomycota; Eurotiomycetes; Onygenales; Onygenaceae
Exons: 5
Coding region: 1-1695 (564 amino acids)
Biological process (GO): chromatin remodeling
Cellular component (GO): RSC-type complex
Molecular function (GO): protein binding
Source: RefSeq, a predicted model, not a curated record
AUGGACAUGAUUGAAAACAAACUUCGGAACCAUGAAUACUCUUGCCUCACCCUCCUCGAAGCUGAUCUUCGUAGAAUGGUCAGCAAUGCGAAAUCCUACAACGAGAAAAGGUCCACAGUUUUCUCCCACGCUGAGCGUAUCCGCAAGAUAGUCUCCUCCGUUAUGAGCCAGAUAAACCCGGCGUACAAGGAUAAUAAAUAUGUUCCCUUUUCAACGCCGUUGCCGGAGGUAGAAGAAGGAGCGCAGGGAGGAGAAGAGGAAGAUGCGCCCAUGGAACGUCCUUCUGAACGGGUACGGUCGCAGACAGCUAAUAGCGAAGCUCCUUCUCGGCGAAGUGGCCAGCGCCGUUCACACCGUACACCAACAACAGAUCGCGACGUCGAACCAAACGAGACCAGCACCCGUGGUCCAGAAAGGGACAGUUUUGAGCAAGCACAGGAGAGAAUCAUAAGCGAGAUGAUCCGUAUGAAAGAUGAGGAUGGUGAAGAGGUGUUCUUCCCUUUUCUAAACAAACCUGACCGCACGUUAUACAAGGAAUAUUACGAUAUCAUCAAGCACCCAACCUCAUUGAGGACGAUUCUAAAACUUGUGCGAGGCACAGAUCGAAGGAAAAACGCCACCAAAGGUUCACCGUUCAAGACAUGGGAUGCUUUUGCGGAGGAAAACCAUUUUCGCCGGCGCCUUGCGGAGGUACGGAAGGUUGUGCCUGAGCCGACCUCGACUGGCGAAGGCGGUCCAACUCGCAUCAAGCUCAGAGUUGGAAGCACGAAGACCCCAGAACCAAACCCGCAAAAGCUGACCUUGAAGUUUCCUGGCAAAUCAGCAGAGUCCACUAGUGAGAAACAGCAUCCUGGCGUAACUGUCGAUAACGAAUCCCUUAAAAGGCAACAGGCGCUUGUCAGAGCGGGUUCGGGCGGCGUAGAAACGCCUGCUCCCCCACCGGCAUCGACUAGGAUUUUACGUGACCGAGCUCCAUCCGCUACAAAAAGUCAGAGUUCUACACAACCGCCUGCAUAUACUCCUCCGACCCCUAGACCCAAAGCUGAAAGCCAUACGAGCCAGUCCCCUAAAGGCGUGGCCGCGAGCAUUGCCCCGCACAGGCCAGAACCUAAACAACAACCAAACGGUCUUUCAUCAGCGACCACCGCGCCCAUUCACGCCCCGAACGGCCCCCCAUUGACGGCAAUGGGCCCGACUGCUACUCCAGUGAAUGCCCAGAAGCCUGUCACUCCCAUCCAUCCUGCAGUUGGGCCAGCAGCAGUCUGGCCACCGAGGAAGUAUGUGCCUAGGACCCGAUUGAUCACUCACGUAAACCUCCGCACUGAGAGCGGGCCGAAAUUCAAUCUGGAUAUUCCUGCCUCUUCCAUUAACCCCCGGCAGUCUGUGACUCUGAGUGUCCCCUUCUCUCACAACGUUUUGUACCUCCAGCCGACCGUUGUGUCCAGCAGUCUUGAGCGCCAAACCCAGCUCACAGUGACUGUUGGGAGCCAGAAAAUACCCUCGCUUGGCCCGCCGGUAAGGUCUGCAGAUUUCACGAUCCCUAGGUAUGAACUUCGGCUAGGGCCCGGAGUCACUAAGGUUGAUGUCGAGAUGUACGCAGCACCCGGUAGAGGAGUGGCGAACAUAGCCACGCCCAAUGGGCCCGGGGUCGAAUACGAAGCUUUUACACUCUAUAUUCAUGUUAUGCACAGAUGA